GAAGCACCCACUGACGCCUGGCGUGACCCUGCUCGCAAAUAUGGAAAUGGAAAAGAAGCUGCUCAAGAAACUCUGCCGGGACAACGACCUGUACGUGACGCCAGCCAUCAAUGACAAGCUUUACCUGCACUACAAAGGUUUUCGAUGCAUUAAGAAUUUGGAAGAGUACACGGGAUUGAAGGUCUUGUGGCUCGAAGGCAACGGAUUGCCUCGAAUUGAGGGGUUGGAGCACCAGACGGAGCUACGGACACUUUAUCUGCAUGAGAACUUGAUCCAGCAAAUAGAGGGACUGGAGUCACAGCUGCUGCUGGACACUCUCAACCUCUCUCAGAACCAGAUCUCCUGCAUCGAGAAUCUUGGCCAUCUCAAGCAGCUAUCGAGCUUAGCACUCAAGUCGAAUUAUUUGACGACCGCAAAGGAUAUUGCGCAUGUGCUGGAAUUGCCGAACCUGUCCGUCUUGGACAUUCAGAGCAAUCGUAUCAACGAUACUGACAUCGUAGAUAUCCUCACCCAGCUGCCGAAUCUCAAGGUCUUGUACUUGCAGGGCAAUGAAGCUGUGAAACACAUCAAGCAAUACCGUAAGACGAUGGUGUACCGUUGCCGAAAACUGAAGUACUUGGACGACCGGCCAGUUUUCGACGACGAGCGACGUCGCGUUGAGGCGUGGGGAAAGGCUCUCGAAGCAUCCAAUGGAGAUAUGAAGGCAGCUCAAGACGCUGAACGCCAGGAAAUGGAGGCAAUUCGUCGUGAAAAAAAGGAACGGGAUGAAAAGAACUUCUUGUACUUCGAGCAGAUGGUGAUUGAAGGGCGCCGCAAAAGACGCGAGGAGGAGGAACGGAAAUGCAAGGCCGGAAACCCAGAGGACGAAGACACGACAGAGGAAAUCAAUCCGUUCUCUGGAGAAAGAAUCGUCCCAGUUCAAGACUGCGCGUUCCUGCAACAAGAGCGCGAAAAGCGGUGGGAAGCUGUUGUCAAUGCACCGGACGAGCACAAUUUCGGUGGCAACAACGCCGUCAACGAGAAUAAUCAAAGCACCGAUAAUGAUUCUCCUACUUCAUCAAACGUCGCUGUUGCAACUGGAACGAUUCCUGUCGACGAAAGACGUAUGGAAGUUCUGCAUCAAUGCGCCACCGUUGGGUCUGCCAGUACAUCAGGGAAAGACUGUUUCGUCAACGCUUCGUUUGAGAUCUCGCAUGCUGGUACCGGGGGGAUUGGUGAAGCUCCUGCUGCGGAGGCGCCGAUCAACAGCAGCGAAAGGAAGGCUAAGGGCAUUGAUCAGGAUAAGAUAACAGCAUCAACUGAUGCCCCAACUCCUUCAACGAUGCUGUUACCUCCUCCUGCCCCAAUUGUGUUUGCCCCAAACGUCUCGACUGAUGACACCUCAACGGCCGGAGGAAACCUCGAAUCUCCAGCACCAGACAACACGGAAGGACAAACGCAGCUAAAGUUGAUUAAACGCUCAUCCAGUUUCCUGCUCCCACCACCACCUCCGCCAUCAGAAGUGAGAUCAACUGAGCAAGUCGAGGAAGACCCGCAUGACAUGCCGCCGUCCACUCAUACAGACGUCAAUGGACUGGACUAG
This is a messenger RNA of Phytophthora infestans T30-4, 1582 nucleotides long. RefSeq lists its product as uncharacterized. NCBI's taxonomy places the organism in Eukaryota, Oomycota, Peronosporomycetes, Peronosporales, Peronosporaceae. The transcript is spliced from 2 exons. Bases 41 to 1582 code for a protein of 513 amino acids. Gene Ontology annotation, molecular function: protein binding. The record is from RefSeq and is a predicted model, not a curated record.